UAAGACGGACCGUUUAGUGCCUGGGAGCUGGCGUUUUUCUUAAAAAAAAUGUUUUUAAAAUUAUUCUUCACUUUAUCAAUAUUAUUUAUUGGGAGUAUAAGUUCUGAUACAGACGAGGCUGUCGUAGAAACAGUGGACAUUCAAGAAGAAAAUGAAAUUCCUAACUCGUUUAAAGCUGAAACUCGAAAUGGCAAACUUCUAUUUUCUUAUCCACACAGUCCGAUUGUUGAUAUGGUUGUACAAUCCCAGUCAGCACAUUAUGCGUCAAAAAAUGGUGAUUUCUUCGAAUUUUUGAGGGAUCCCUAUCCCUUGCCUGAUGGUUUAAAACAACCUUUACAAGAAUACGACUUCGUCAUAAUCGGAGCAGGAUCGGCAGGCAGUGCUCUAGCAUCGCGACUCUCCGAAGAUCGUAACACCACAGUGUUGCUGCUUGAAGCGGGCAGAACGGAAAUGCUGCUGACUGAUAUACCAGCCUUGGCUCCCUACUUCCAGUCUACAGAUUAUACUUGGCAAUAUUAUAUGGAACCACAACCUGGAGUUUGUACAGGUAUGCAGAACCAACGUUGCUUUUGGCCGCGUGGUAAAGCUGUAGGCGGUACAAGCGUCAUCAAUUACAUGAUCUACACCAGAGGAAGACCACAAGAUUGGGACAGAAUUGCUGCUGACGGCAACUACGGAUGGUCUUAUAAUGAAGUUCUGAAAUAUUACAUGAAGUCCGAAAAGGCAAAUUUGAAAGGAUUCGAGAAGACCUAUCACAGAAGCCGCGAUGGAGUGAUGCCGGUUGAAUUCGUUCCCAAAAAGACGAAGUUAGUUGGUGCAUUCUUAGAAGCUGGCCGAAUACUUGGACACCCUACUGUAGACUACAACGCUCCUGAGACGCUUGGAUUCGGCAAAGUACAAGUCACUCAAUCUGGCGGACGCCGUCAAAGUGCAGCCAAGGUGUUCCUGCAUACGCACAAAAAAAGGAAAAACCUCCACAUAAUGCCGGAGACACCGGCUACAAAAAUUCUUAUUGACUCCGAAACCAAAAUUGCCUUCGGUGUAGAAUACGUUAUGAAUAAACGGAUUCAUGCUGUAAGAGCACGAAAAGAGGUUAUUUUAUCAGCAGGACCUAUUGCUUCACCACAACUUCUUAUGUUAUCUGGGGUAGGGCCACAAGAGCAUCUAAUUUCAAAAGGAAUACCAGUAGUACAAGAUCUUCCAGUCGGCAAAACUCUUUACGAUCAUAUCUGCUUCCCAGGCUUGAUAUUCACACUGAACAAAACUGGAAUUAGUUUCACCGAAAGUAGAAGUUUAACUAUUCCUGCCUUCUCUGACUGGUUGCGAGACGGCGACAGUGUUUUGUCUUCGCCUGGUGCUGUGGAAGGCAUUGGGUAUAUUAAAACGCCAUUAUCAGGUGACCCUGAGCCUGUACCGGACAUAGAACUAAUCGCCAUUGGCGGAUCGAUUGUGUCCGAUGGGGGACCAGGUGACAGUAAAGCAGUGCGGAGAGGCAUGAAAAUCGAUGACAAACUUUUCAACGAAGCAUUUGGAGAAAUAGAUAAUACUGACACUUGGAGCGCCAUACCGGUGUUACUUCACCCAAAAUCCGUUGGUUACAUUGAAUUAAUGAACGACAUUCCAUUCCAUCACCCACGUAUGGUUGGUAAUUAUUUAACACACCAAAUAGACGUCGCAACGUUUGUGGCUUCCAUUAGGCACAUACAAGCACUUGCCGAUACAGAGCCUUUUAAGAAACUCGGGGCAAAAGUGCACCCGGCGAAAUUCUCUACUUGUCAAGGAACACAGUUUGAUUCAGACGAAUAUUGGGAAUGCGCUGUGAGGACGCUAACGGCGACAUUACACCAUCAGAUAGCUACUUGCAGAAUGGGCCCUGUCGGAGACCCUCGCGCCGUAGUUGACCCAGAAUUACGCGUUCAUGGUGUUCAGCGCCUACGUGUCGUAGAUUCGAGCGUAAUACCUCGCACCGUCUCCGCACACACAAAUGCUCCGGCAAUAAUGAUAGGCGAAAAAGCAGCGGAUUUGAUCAAAGGUACUUGGGGCAUACCGAUAAAAUUUUAGCUUUAGGUUUUAAGACUGACAGUAAUGGAGGUGAAAUAG
Molecule: messenger RNA, 2100 nt
Organism: Hyposmocoma kahamanoa
Lineage: Eukaryota; Metazoa; Arthropoda; Insecta; Lepidoptera; Cosmopterigidae
Product: glucose dehydrogenase [FAD, quinone]-like
Exons: 5
Coding region: 49-2061 (670 amino acids)
Molecular function (GO): flavin adenine dinucleotide binding; oxidoreductase activity, acting on CH-OH group of donors
Source: RefSeq, a predicted model, not a curated record